Messenger RNA from Arabidopsis lyrata subsp. lyrata, 1692 nucleotides. Its product is annotated as methyltransferase-like protein 2. The record is from RefSeq and is a predicted model, not a curated record. Bases 161 to 1411 code for a protein of 416 amino acids. NCBI's taxonomy places the organism in Eukaryota, Viridiplantae, Streptophyta, Magnoliopsida, Brassicales, Brassicaceae. Gene Ontology annotation, molecular function: nucleic acid binding; methyltransferase activity. Gene Ontology annotation, cellular component: RNA N6-methyladenosine methyltransferase complex; nucleus. The transcript has 8 exons.
UGCAUUAAAUUGGGGGUUAUUUGUUACAUUCGAAAUUAGGGGACUAAUUGUGGUUAAUUACGAAAAUUGGAGGGGUUAAUGAGAAUAAUCAAUCAUACACGUCUGUCGUCGUCUUUGAGGGUUUUGUUUGAACAGAGAGACUAGAGUGUUGGAUUCGUUAAUGGCGAAAACUGAUAAGCUAGCUCAAUUCCUUGAUUCGGGGAUCUAUGAAUCCGACGAUUCCAAUUGGUUCUUCUUAGACCCGGUUCGUAUCACCAAUCGUUCAUAUACCCGAUUUAGGGUUUCACCUUCUGCUUAUUACUCUCGUUUCUUCAAUUCGAAGCAACUCAAUCAACAAUCCAGCGACUCUAAUCCGAGAAAGCGAAAACGGAAGCAGAAAGACCCUAGCUUUCACCUUCCUAGUGUAGGAGAGCAAGCUUCGAAUCUUCGUCAUCAGGAAGCGAGGCUGUUCUUAUCGAAAGCCCAUGAAUCUUUUUUAAAGGACGUCGAGUUGGUGAAUUUAACGAAAGGUCUAAGUGAUGAUGAUUCUAGUUUGUUGAACAAGUGUUGUGACGAUGAACUCUCUUUUAUUGAGCUUGGAGGAGUGUGGCAAGCUCCUUUCUAUGAGAUAACACUGAAUUUUAAUCUAUGUUGCGACAAUGAAGGCGAGACUUGCAAUGAACAGAGAGUGUUUCAAGUGUUCAAUAACCUAGUAGUGAACGAGACUGGAGAAGAAGUGGGAGCUGAGUUUUCCAACCGGAGAUAUAUAAUGCCUAGAAAGAGUUGCUUCUACAUGUCUGAUUUACUGCAUAUCCGAAACCUCGUUCCUGCUAGACCUGAAGAAGGCUUCAAUCUUAUAGUUAUUGAUCCACCUUGGGAAAAUGCAAGCGCUCAUCAGAAAUCAAAGUUCGUUAUCGACUUGAAGUAUCCUACUUUACCAAACCGAUACUUCUUAUCUCUCCCGAUCAAGCAGCUUGCUCAUGCUGAAGGAGCUCUCGUCGCUUUGUGGGUGACCAAUAGAGAGAAAUUACUUAGUUUUGUUGAGAAAGAGCUAUUCCCUGCAUGGGGAAUUAAGUAUGUAGCUACAAUGUAUUGGUUGAAGGUGAAACCAGAUGGUACACUGAUUUGCGAUCUGGACCUGGUCCAUCAUAAACCUUAUGAGUACCUUCUACUAGGCUACCGUUAUACCGAACUUCCAGGAUCAGAACAUAGGUCAGAUUUUAAACUCUUGGACAAGAACCAGAUAAUCAUGAGCAUCCCUGGAGAUUUUUCGAGGAAACCCCCAAUUGGAGAGAUACUAUUGAAACACACUCCCGGGUCUCAACCGGCUCGGUGCCUUGAGCUAUUUGCUAGGGAAAUGGCUGCCGGAUGGACCUCUUGGGGAAAUGAACCUCUUCACUUUCAGGACUCGAGAUACUUUUUGAAAGAUUAGUGGGUGCAUUCCCUAGGUUGCAGCCAAGGAAAAGACUGGCUUGGGCCCUCAUGAUUGUUUUUUUCUGUGACUCAUUGUCAAGCUGAAGACAGUGAGGAGAGAACCCUUGGAAGGAAUCAGAAGGUUUGAUUUGAUGAACGACAUUGUUCAAAAAGAAAAAAAAAAAUACUUAAGAUUUUGUCUUAGAACUAUACCAUCAAAUUAGUAAGCUUUUUUCUUUUCUUGUAACAGAUGAUGUUUCAGAUUAAAUUUAUAUAUAUUAUCAGUACAAUAAGAUCACA